AUGGAGAAAGCGGCGGGGGGAGAAGCAGGAGUAGGAGUUGAAAGCAGACUGGAGGCUCUGGGUAGACAGCUGGAAGCUCUCAAGCUAGACAGCGACAAGAGGCUGCUAGCCUUGGAGGAACACUAUGAGAAAUCAGACAACAGGAUUCGAGCCUUAGAGGAAGACUACAGGCGCUUACAGGAAGAGAACAAGAUUCGAGACCUACAGGAAGACUACAGGCGCGUACAGGAAAACUACAGGCGCCAGAAACUCAGCAUGAAAGUAGCGUGCAAUCUACGAUUUGGUUACUUCGACGACCUUUGCUCUACUUUUGUCCAGCUUCCAAAGGCUCCUGCAGUAUUUCGGCAAAACAAAUGUCUGGCUUUUGAACAGCUCGCGCAGGACUUACCCGCCGAUAAAGAUUGCAAUAAGGGACAUAUCACUGAGGAGAAAGCUUUUGACCUGGAGGGCUGUAAAGUUAACUCAGACUUGAUCGAGCGAUCGCACUUGGUCCCAAACAGUGCUACAUGUCGAAUCGACUGGGGGGUUAUUGUGCAGAAUGCCCUUCCAGAGGGCUUGCGUUCAGAUGAAGUUGCUAAAAAGGUUUUGUUUGGGUGUUCUGAUCAGGACAAACACAUACCAGGCAUUGCGGACCUUCCUUUCAACUUCAUCUACCUUGGUGGCCAACGAGAACAUCUAGACAGCAAAGCGGCUCUAAUGUUGCUUCCACUCCUAUCUCCUCAGCAGCAAUUCGAGUGGAAAGGCGAAGGGUACAAAGCGAUUUUGAUCGGUGCACAAGGAACAGUUUACAAGCAGACGUAUUUUAAACUUGAUACGAAAGCUGUUCUGAAGAACUCAGAGUACGAACCGUGCCAACAUCAUGUGGACGAGGAGUCUCUCGUCAAGGAAAUCUGCCGUCCGAUGAGGCAGAACUAUUUGCUGCCCACGUUGUAUCAAGAUGACAGGGAGGUGCUAGAUCAGUCCCUACAGCACAUUGAAACUCUUUACAAGGACGUUUGUUUGAUUCAGUGCGAAGCUCCAAAAAGUCUCAAACAAUUGCUGCAAGAUGGCGGAUUCUGGAACCAAGACUCCAAGCGUUUCAAUCUCACAAAAGUCUCAGGGUUCGAUGAUCUCAGGGAUAAACUUAGAAACGAGAAGAAGGUCAAGGCUUUCAAGGGACUUAAGUCUGAAACUGGGCAGCCAGUGGCGGAAGCACUGCCAUGUUUUCGCGUGAUCACGUUCAAAGGAGACAGUCAGGAAGAGCAAGAUUUAGAGCUUCACACGGCUCCACACCCUCUUCUUCUCUCGCUUCGCUCGAUGAACGCAAUCACGAAUCACUUUUACGGAGACUUGCCAAAUGGGAGAUCAAGUUUGCUUCUUAUGUCCUGUUACGGCGGCCUGGAGGAAGGGAUGGCAUUCGAUUGUGAACAAUGCUUGCGAAACGCGUUUGGAGAAGAAUACGACCCGAAAGAGAAGUACGUCAUGGGACCUCAUGGCCCUGAGAUUCUGUCUUGCGACGGGUAA
Guillardia theta CCMP2712 is the source of this 1503-nucleotide messenger RNA. RefSeq lists its product as hypothetical. The coding region runs from base 1 to 1503 and encodes 500 amino acids. The transcript has 2 exons. NCBI's taxonomy places the organism in Eukaryota, Cryptophyceae, Pyrenomonadales, Geminigeraceae. The record is from RefSeq and is a predicted model, not a curated record.